Molecule: messenger RNA, 1458 nt
Organism: Rotaria sordida
Lineage: Eukaryota; Metazoa; Rotifera; Eurotatoria; Philodinida; Philodinidae
Source: the annotation of a GenBank genome assembly
AUGGCAAACAAAAGUAUUGCUGAUAUUCAGCAUCAAGGUAAAUUUUUUGUUGAACCAUCAACAACUGCUGGAAAAUUAAAUACCGCAGAUUGGCCACUUCUUCUUAAGAAUUUCGAUCGUUUAAAUGUUCGUUCGAAUCAUUAUACACCCAUUGCUGAAGGUUGUUCACCGUUACAACGACCUAUUGAAGAUUAUAUUAAAUCAGGUUUUAUUAAUUUGGAUAAACCAGUAAAUCCAUCAUCACAUGAAGUUGUUGCAUGGGUUAAACGUAUACUUUGUAAAGCAUUACCAGUAUCAAAAACAGGUCAUUCAGGAACAUUAGAUCCUAAAGUAUCUGGUUGUUUAAUUGUUUGUAUUGAACGUGCAACACGUCUUGUUAAAUCUCAACAAUCAGCUGGAAAAGAAUAUAUUGGUGUUGUACGUUUUCAUUCGCCCAUUGAUGAUAUCAAAAAAGUUGAACGUACACUUGAAUCUUUAACUGGUGCCGUUUUUCAAAAACCACCUGUUAUAGCUGCAGUUAAAAGACAAUUACGUAUUCGAACUAUUUAUGAAAGUAAAUUAUUAGAAUUUGAUCAACGACGAAAUAUUGGUAUUUUUUGGGUUAGUUGUGAAGCUGGAACUUAUAUUCGAACAUUAUGUGUUCAUAUGGGUCUUUUACUUGGUGUCGGUGGUAUUAUGCAAGAAUUACGUCGUGUUCGAUCUGGUAUUCAAUCAGAAGCAGUAGGUAUGGUAACAAUGCAUGAUGUAAUUGAUGCAACAUAUGCUUAUAUGCAUAAUAAAGAUGAAAGUUAUCUUCGUCGUGUUGUUAAACCAUUAGAAGCAUUACUUGUAUCACAUAAACGUAUUAUUAUUAAAGAUAGUGCAGUAAAUGCAGUUUGUUAUGGUGCUAAAUUAUUAUUACCUGGUGUACUUCGUUAUGAAGAUGGAAUUGAAUUAAAUGAACAAAUUGUUAUAACAACAACAAAAGGUGAAGCCGUUGCAUUAGGUAUUGCUUUAAUGACAACAGCAACAAUGGCAACAUGUGAUCAUGGUAUAGCAGCAAAAAUAAAACGUGUUGUUAUGGAACGUGAUACAUAUCCAAGAAAAUGGGGUUAUGGACCAGUAGCAUCAAAAAAGAAAUUAAUGAUUAAAGAUGGUAUUUUAGGUAAAUUUGGUAAACCAACAGAACAGACACCAAAAAAUUGGCGAGAAAUGCUCUUUGAUGUUAGUGCUACACCACCAGCUUCAAAACGACCACUUGAUGAAUCCAAUUUAUCAACAAUGUCAUUAGAUGAAUCAAAAUCAGAAAAGAAGAAAAAAGAAAAAAAACAAAAAACUGAAGAUGAUGAUAAUCAAAUGCAAAUAACAUCAACUAUGGAAGAAUCAACAUUGGCAGAAUAUUCAACACCAAGUGAAUCAGCAACCAGUGAAAAAAAACAUAAAAAACAUAAGAAAAAAAAUAAAGAUGAUUCCGAUUAA